CUGUUAGUUGCUGUUGAUAUAGGGAAAUGAGCUCUUGUCACUGAUUGGUGGAGUUGUGUGACGUUGUCAAUGUGACAUCAGAGAAGGAGUCGCUGAUCACUGUGAGUAGAGGAGCUCGGGAACAGCUGAGCUGGGUGGACGGCGGAGAAUCUGUGUGUGUAGAGACGAUCUGUAGUGUUUGGGAUAAAGUCGGUGAAUUGUCGUGGUCGUACAUCAUCAUCAUCAUCAUCAUCAUGUUUCCUCAAAAGAACGUUGUGAGAGACCACUGGGGUUUUCUACUUCUAUGCAUUUCGGCCUUCAUUGCUGCUAGUUAUGGGAUAAAUUGUAGGCACCCUGGAGAAACAGAAAAUGGAGAUGUACACAUUGACAAUACACUCUUUGGAUCUAGAGUAAAUUAUACAUGUCAUACUGGAUACAAUAUGAUAUCCAGAAAGAGUUACAGAGAAUGCCAAGCAGAUGGACUUUGGAGUAAUGAAGUCCCUGUAUGUGAAGUUCAGGAUUGUGAGCCUCCAUACACUAUUACAGAUGGAUCAUUUAGCCCUGAAAAGGAUGAAUAUGUAUACCAAGACUCUGUAACAUAUCGGUGCAAUGAAAUAAAAUUUGCACUUAUUGGACAACCUUCUGUUUUUUGCACCGCUUAUGGAAAUUGGAGUUCUGAUGCCCCUAAGUGUGUUGCUGUUGAAUGUUCAAGUCCAGAUGUGGCCAAUGCAGCUAAAACAUCUGGGUUUUCUGGCCCAUACUAUUUAAAUUUUGCAGUCACAUUUGAGUGUUUUGCCGGCUUUACAAUGAAUGGCUCCAACUUUGUCAAGUGCAAUGCCAGCAGCCAGUGGGAUCCUCCGUUGCCUACAUGUAAUAAGAACAAUGUUGCAGAAGUUAUGGAGAACAAUGUUGCAGAAGUUAUGGGAAAUAUCAUUGUUAUCCUCACAAUGAUCUUUAUGGGACAUGUAUUAAGUCAUCGCUUCUGAGAUGUAAAUCGCAAAAGAAUAUUCCUUAAGAUGAGAUGUCUACUGUUGCACUAAAACCUGCCUGAUGUGAAGUGCCUAUGAAAUGCCUUGAUAUUCUUAUGAUUAAUUGCACUAAGUUUAUGUUAAUGGAGUUAUCUUGGUAAAGUACUUCAAAAGGUUUAUGCAAUAUUUAACCACAGAUUUCAGAUUUUUUAUUUUUUGUUAUGCUCAUUUUGCACUUUGGAGUAUUAAAUUGUGCCUUCUAUCAUGUUUGUAAACUAAAAAACAUACUCCUAGACUCACAUUAUUGAUAGUGUAAGAAGCUUGGGCCUAAAAUAUUUAUUUGCAAAUAACUGUAAAUGCUGGUAGGGGUUCUAUGUAUAAACUAUGUAGAAUUAUAUUGUAGGUGACCAAACUCA
Rana temporaria (common frog) is the source of this 1363-nucleotide messenger RNA. Its product is annotated as membrane cofactor protein-like. The transcript is spliced from 9 exons. The coding region runs from base 234 to 965 and encodes 243 amino acids. Gene Ontology annotation, biological process: negative regulation of complement activation, classical pathway. NCBI's taxonomy places the organism in Eukaryota, Metazoa, Chordata, Amphibia, Anura, Ranidae. The record is from RefSeq and is a predicted model, not a curated record.